Varanus komodoensis (Komodo dragon) is the source of this 4498-nucleotide messenger RNA. It is a transcript of the gene ZC3H10, whose product is annotated as zinc finger CCCH-type containing 10. NCBI's taxonomy places the organism in Eukaryota, Metazoa, Chordata, Lepidosauria, Squamata, Varanidae. The transcript has 4 exons. Bases 1987 to 3174 code for a protein of 395 amino acids. The record is from RefSeq and is a predicted model, not a curated record. Gene Ontology annotation, molecular function: metal ion binding.
GCUAUAAAUAGCAACCGACGGCUUUCCUGGGUCUUUCUACUGUUGCAGCCUUCGCCAUCUUUGGUGUGUGCUGCUAAUUGCGGGCUGGCGCUGUUUUGAGUAUCCGUCGCCAUCCGACUACAGCCUUGUUGCCUGUGCUCGGGAACUGAGCCCGGGGGGCGCGCCCCAGCAUGCGAGCGAAGUGGCGAAAGAAGCGAAUGCGCAGGCUGAAGCGCAAAAGGAGAAAGAUGAGGCAGAGGUCCAAGUAAACAUAACUCACAGUGCUACUGAAGCUGCAAAACAGCAUGGAAAGGUGGAGCUUGGGAAGCUGACUUCCAGAUAAUGCCUUCUAUUUGCUGCUGCUUUUAGAAGACUCUUAGCCAAUCUUCAUGAGGUUCCAUCUUAAAAGCCUAGGAGCUGUGAUCCUUCAAGGGUGUUGCCCCUGAGCUUUACUAUCUUGGACUGAUCCUGUUCUUUGUGGCGUGAUGUGGCAACUGUGUAAAAUAAAGCCCCUUUUGGGAAGAAUUCUGAACUGUGUUUCCUCCACCAAAUGUUGAAUUUUCAGUAAAAGUUAGUAACCUAGAUACGGUUUCCAGGUGGCUUAAAUUUAAUGUAUAAUAUUGGCUUGUAUUUUGUUGUUGGUAAUCUAUGGUGGUCUUGCACACACAUUUAUACACAACUACCAACAUUGCUGUUUAGCAUUCUAAACAUUCUUGGGUGGGGUAGGAUCCAGCCCUCUACAGGUAUGCUACAGAACUUUCUUGAAAUAAAAGCAUUUUAGUUUAAUUUUCUAAAAACUAUUUUGCUUGGAACUAUUUUGCUUCUGCCCAAAAUAGAAUAAACUAGCAAGAGGUUGUUGUGGCUCUCCAUUUGACAGGUAUUGCAGCAACUUCUGAAGGCAGGCUUCCUCCCAGUCAAGCUACUCUGGCAAGAGCACAAUGCCUAUGUGUGUAACUGGAUUACCAAGCUAGCAAAAGGUUUUCAUUGUCAUUGCAAGGGCUUUGCUUCUGGGUUCAAGAUACUCAACAGAAUGCUUCUAGCUAGGUUGUGCUGCUUUGGAAGUGAAUUGAAGUUGCAAGUGAUUUGCAUCUGCCAGUGGCUUGUUUUCUUCACUGGGUUAAUAAUAAAUUCUAGAAAAUAACUGUUGUAAGAAUCAAUGUUCUGUCCCAGUGUAGGAUUCAUUUUCUAUACUUAUUAAGUAACAUGCAGGUUGAUAAGCAGUCUAAUACUAGAAACAAAGCACAGAUAGAAGCUGCAGUACAGAUAACUUACCCUCCAUUGUGUCAGCUUUCCCUAACUUUACGCACUCUGGAUCCAUUGGACUGCUGUUCAGAGCAGCCCUCAAAUAGCCUGUUGGGGGAAGGCUGCACUACAGCUGCUUAGUGCCUCUUCUAUAGUGUGCAGUCUUAUGACGGAAGAUUUUCUUUACAUUGGAUUCAAUUUGCAAGGAAAGGGUGCACUUGUAUUAAAUGAGAAAGGAGCAUAUGCCUAUGCUUCCCUGAAAAACAUAGCUGAUUGUACUCUUGUUCUUAGAUGUUUGUGAACUAGUGGGUAGCAUGGUUGACUAAAUGGUCUGUCCUGGUUUGCCUGCCUGUGCCCAAAAUACACAACCUUCCCCGGUUUUCUUAAGUUUUGUGGAGAAUAACUGGUUGCUAACAAAUUGUUCCAGGUUGUGCACUUGCCCAGUCCUUAGUUGGCCCUUUGAUACAUCGAUCAUUAAAGGGUUACAUUGUAGCACAGUUAACACUUUCCAAUAGGUAACACCUGAAAAAGUUACACUGGCAUGUGCUUUCCUGCUUGCAUACCAAAGCAGAAAGAAGCUGCUCUGAAGAAAAGGAAGGAUGGAGUGGGUUGGUGUGAAUUGCCCUUGGAUUGAGCUGCUGUCAAAUGCCAACUAGCCGCCUCUGGAAUGGUGCCUGGUUGCUACAUUUCAAGGAUGCACACAUGCUGAUGUCUAGAAAAGGGUGUUUCUCUGGUCCAGUAGCCUGAUUUUGGCCCCAAGAAAAAAUGCCUGAUCGUGACAACACCUAUAAUGGUAGUGGCAGCGAUGAGGCGAGUGCCAACUCGGAUGACAUCUGCCGAGACUUCCUGCGCAAUGUCUGCAAACGAGGCAAACGCUGUCGUUUCCGGCACCCUGACAUCAAUGAGGUGACCAACCUGGGAGUCAGCAAGAAUGAGUUCAUCUUCUGCCACGACUUUCAGAACAAGGAAUGUGUCCGUAUCAACUGCCGCUUCAUCCAUGGCACCAAGGAGGAUGAGGACUGUUACAAGAAGACUGGGGAGCUCCCUCCACGCCUUCGCCAGAAGGUGGCAGCUGGGCUGGGCCUUUCCCCAGCUGAUCUCCCCAAUAGCAAGGAGGAGGUUCCCAUUUGUAGGGAUUUCCUCAAGGGAGACUGCCAGCGUGGGGCCAAGUGUAAAUUCCAGCACCUGCAGCGGGAUUAUGAGUAUGAUGCCCGGGGCCUGGCCACCCGGGAGCAAGGAAUCACCACUCCCGUGCGUCGCUACGACCCCUAUGAUUCCAUGUAUGACACUGACCGAUGCUACGAUGACCAUGACCCUGUGCUCAAGCGGCGGCGGGUAGAUGGGCUCCACUUUGAGACCUACGAGUACAACUUCACCAGUCCACGCACAGUGGAAUACCGGCUCCUGGAAGAGGAGAACAUCAUGCUCCGCAAGCGUGUGGAAGACCUCAAGAAGCAGGUCAACAACCUCCUCGCCACCAACGAGGUCCUCUUGGAGCAGAACGCCCAGUUCCGCAACCAGGCCAAGGUGAUGACUCUCAGCUCAACAGCAACGGCCACUGAGCAGACUCUGGCACCCACUGUGGGCACCGUCACCAACUACAAUCACAGCAUUGCCCAGACUCACACCACCCUGAGCAGCCAAGCUCUGCAGCCACGGCCUGUCUCCCAGCAGGACCUGGUGGCUCCAGCUGGAGCUCAGGCAGCCCCUCCAAGCAAUGCAGCGCCCCCCAUGAACCCUGAAAUCACGCCCCUGUCGGCCGCCCUGGCUCAGACCAUUGCCCAGGGCAUGGCCCCGCCCGUCUCCAUGGCGCCAGUGGCCGUGUCGGUGGCGCCUGUGGCUGUGUCGAUGGCUCAGCCGCUGGGGGGCAUCACCAUGAGCCAUGCCACCACACCCAUGGUGACUUACCCCAUAGCAUCCCAGAGCAUGAGGAUAACAGCCAUGCCUCACUAGCCCUCUUCAGGUGAUGCACUCGUGCUCAAGGGGGAACACUGACCAGGAUCCGUUUCUGUGGAAGAUGAAGGGUUCGGAAGAGAGAGCGGAAUGGAUUUCUGGUGUGGCUCGGAAAGCUCCUGGAAUUUUCAUCUCUGCACAGGGGGACAGACUGGCAGUUUGCCUCAGGCAGGCGCACGUGACUUCCCCCUCUCACUGCAAAUGGCGGCAGCGUUCAGGGAUGACAGAACUAACAAGGCAAUUUGGAGUGUACAUUGAUCUCAUAGACUGUGUGUGUAUCUUGUGUCAAUUUGCAUCUUGUUCAUCCUCAUGUAGUCAUCCACCAAGCCCUUUGAGUUUAGGAAUUAAAUUCCCCCACCUCUGGGAGCAUUGCUUUUGCACAUGCUGCACACACGCUUGUGCACACGCACGCGCGCGCACAUGGAGUCCUUCCUGUGCUGAGCUAGAGGCAAAAUGCAGUGAAGUCCACAAGGCUUGUGCAUGGGAUGGUGUGAGGUUCCCCUUUGCUCAGUCAAAGAAAGGACAGAAACUCAAAACAGUGCUACCUCCACCAAGAGCAGAGCCUGAGCAAACUUUGGACACCUGUUCUAACUUUUACACAGAACUUAAGAUGGGUUGUGGAAGAAAAAAAAACUGGAAAUGGUUUCAGAAAACAAAAUCCAGUUGCUCCUUCUGACUUGAUUAGAAGUGGAAAAUUGAAAUUGUGGCCUUGGAAAGAGCAGGUCCAAUGUACUUGACAGGAGUUAGAGGUGGUUUUAGCUAUAUAUGAAGAUGGUAUCUUUUGUAUAAAUUUCUGGGUUUUUGAACAGAGCCAAAUGAAGUGACAGGAUCUCUUGUAACUGCCCUAAGGCUUAAUUUCUUAUUGACCCUUGCAAGCAGUACUUGGUGCCUUGCAAGCCCAUAACAGCUCAUUCAUUGCCUCCCAUGCUGUUCUUUCAACUAGGUUUUUACUGAUUUCUAUCUGUAUUUCAUGUCUGAAUUGCUCUCACAUACAAGGACGUUGUUGUUGUAAGGACUUAUGUGCUGUACAUUUCUUCACAUUUUGUUACAACAGCAGAACACAGUUAAAAAAACAACAAACAGACUGCAGCAAACUCCCCUCAGCAUAUAGGGUGGGACUUCCCCCCCCUUUCUGUUCAGGUUUUGUUUUGUUGAUGUGAAUCUCAGCUCCUGCUUGGGUCUAAAAUAGCCUUUGUGUGUUUCAUGUUACACUUGAAUUGAUUUUUAUUAGACUGUUUUAAAAUGUUUCAUGACCCAGAUGUUUCUACAGUUAACAGUGUAAAUAUCCCCAGCUAUUAAAACAAAUGUACAGUCCUCACAGUAA